Neospora caninum is the source of this 13023-nucleotide messenger RNA. RefSeq lists its product as hypothetical. Gene Ontology annotation, molecular function: ATP binding; dynein intermediate chain binding; minus-end-directed microtubule motor activity. The record is from RefSeq and is a predicted model, not a curated record. The transcript has 28 exons. Gene Ontology annotation, biological process: microtubule-based movement. Gene Ontology annotation, cellular component: dynein complex. The coding region runs from base 1 to 13023 and encodes 4340 amino acids. NCBI's taxonomy places the organism in Eukaryota, Apicomplexa, Conoidasida, Eucoccidiorida, Sarcocystidae.
AUGCCGUGUCCAGCCGCGGAAACCGAGUACAACACGCCGCUCUUCGCGUUCGUGGAGGGACAGCUUAGUCUCAGUCUCGAGGACUUCGACGACCCGGAUGUGUACGCAGAUCCCUCUCCGGAAGAAUGGGUCCGUCGUUGCGCUAGCCGGAGAAGGAAGGAGGCUCUGUCCCGGCAGAGGGCCUCCGACAGUAACGAGGGCGUAACUCACUCUUGCGCGGCUGCCACUCUGUCGCGCGAUGGUUCGGCGAACCAGCCAGAUAACAGGCACUGGUUGAACACUGGUGUUCCGGAACCUGCAUCGCGACGGCGCUCCGAAGGCAGUUCUGGGACUGCUGCUGACAGCAAUCACGCUCCACAAGAAAACACGCACAGAAACUCCCCGAAAGGCGCUGUAGGACAGCUUGGGGGAGUCCCUCUCAAGGACGAACACGCGAUGAAUGCAGGCUCUGAGCCACUGCAGUUUGUGGAACAGUGUUCGGAGGAUGCCGACGUGCUGCAUUUUCUUGACGGCGACUGGCGGAUGACACCUUGCUGGGUUCUUGACUACUUGAAAGCCGAGAAGAAAUUCAGAGUUCGGCUGAAAAUAAACGGGACCGAGAAAACUGUGCACCGUCUCUCUCUCCGGUUCGGCAGUGAAGAUCCAGUGAGGUGCCAAGAAAGAGCGGACAGGUGUCGACGAAGGCGGGACCAGAUGCGCCUUCGCCAGUCUCUCAUCAACCUCAUUCACGGUCUUCAGGACUGUGAGUUCCCGCCUCUCGGCAUGCAAGCGAAACAGCGAGUGUUGAAGCGGCUUCUGCUCAAAGGGCGAGGCCGUCUACGGAAGUUCGAUCACGGAUCUGCCGGUGGCCUGUUCAAUGAGUUGGAAGACCUCCACAUGUUCGCCAUGAAGUUCUCUGCAGUCCGCCACAAAACCUUUACUCUCAAUGGAACCCCUUACGCGUUUCUCACCCCUGAUAAGUUGCAUUCAAGAUUUGGAUCUCUCUUCGUUCCUCUUCUCCCUCCACUGAUGAAGGAAACGGGAUGUGAACGUGUUGCUGGCAUGACAAGUCUCUCGAGAACCAAAGCGCUUCUCAAACGCAGUCCACAUUUCAAGAAGGAAAUCGCCAAGCUAGUCCUUCACGUGGCGAAUCGUUUCUGGGAAAUCCAGGACUUUCGCUUUCUGGACAUCAACCGCGGAAGGAACCGACAUCGGUUCCUUCCAGGGAUCAUGACGCGGGCGAAUCAUCGCAGAAACCACACUGAUCCCGUCGCGUUCAGACUGGACCAGUUCAUUCAGCAUCAGCAAGACCAUUGCGCAGAUGUUAAAGAUGUCCUAGAGGAGCAUUGGCGUGAAUUUAUAUACAAUGAGACCAUGGCCACACUUGGCAGUCUUGGCAGCGAGUAUCAGUUCUACGUUGACGACUCGGAGAAGUACACGCGAAGCGAUCUGCGCAAGAUCCUCCGAAAAAUUGAUAUCAUCCUCUCGCACCACAUGAUGGAAUUCAUUCAGACCUCGAUUGCCGACUGGAAACGCUUCUUCCUCUCCUUCGUCGCCGACGAAACCUACCACCCCGCUGACCCUCUGCUGAUUCUUGACGUCCAUGCGACAGAAAACGGCGUGCGACUCUCUCCAGAUCCAGCUACUGUCACUCGAGAAGUCUCCUCCCUUCUGGACUGGGUAAUUGAACAGUCCAACCGAGUCACGUCUCUCGAGAAGGAGUUCCUGCCGUUUGUGGAGAUGCAAAAUCCACCAUUAUACGAGAUUUCGGCGACGUAUGAGCCGCUGAAAGAGACUCGUGAGGUGGUCCAGCGUGUGCUCCAAACGUGCCUCCGAGAGGCAGAAAAUUACCUCGCUCUCUUCAACAAAUUUGCCUUUUUAUCAAAUGAUAUCGCGGAACAUGCAAAGAACGCUCGGGCCGGUUUUGAUCCGUCCGAUCUCUCGCGUGUCCGGGAAUGCCUGAAGAAAUACCACGCCGCAAUGUUUGAAAUUCAGACGGCUUGCCCGACAGAAGUGAAGUUGCAAAUGAUCAUCUUGGAUUGCUCGCAUGUGAAAGAAACACUUUCGGCCAGGGCCGAAAGGCUCUGGAAGGCUGAAUGCGAGAGGGUGUCUACUUUCAUAGCGGAUCAAGUGGCUGUUGUGAUGAAAGAGUGGAGCGAUCUCCAUGAUCGCGUCUUGACCAUUCCGGCGACAGAAGAAGAGCUCGGCUCCUUGAAGACUCUCAUCGCGACAAUAAAUGAACUGGCGGAUCCACUGACGGCGAAAACGAAGUUCAUUCACGAAGCCAUCGACUUACUCGCCUCCUUCAACUUCUCCAUCAACAAAUCUGUGCAUGAAGACGCCUACAGGGCCUUCAGCUGGCCUCUUCAGAUCAAAUCCGACCUCAUCGAAACUGGCGAAAUUCUGGAACAGGGACGACUUCGGUUUGAGGAGAAACUGGAAGCCGACAAGGUAGACUUGGAGAAGGACUUGAGCCAACUGGAGCAAGAGGUUGAUUUCGUGCAGAACGAGAUGACAGACUUUGAGCAGGCUAUGGAGCAUUACAAGCGAAUCUUGCAAUUGCAAGAGAAACUAACUGGUGCCAAAAAUCGGACCGAAGCGUUUACGAAAGCAGAAGCUCUCUUUGGCUUGGAGGAGCUGUCAGACUACAGUCGUGUCGACGACCUCAUAGAUAGCUUCGAGCCUUUCAGAAAAUUGUGGGCGUUGGCCGUGGACUUCAAGUAUGGCGAGUUGCAGUGGCUGAGCUGUACUGUCACGUCUCUGGAUCCGACGGAGGUGGAGAUGAGUUUGGACAAAUGGACUCAGGAAGCCUACAAGUUGCGGAAGCAUUUUCUGACAGAAUCGCGGCCUAUGCAGGUGUCCGUGGCGGAUGAGUUGCAUCGCGCAAUUGAUCGUUUCCGCCAGCAUCUUCCUCUGAUUCGUCCGCUGUGUAACGAAGCCUUUUUGCCUCGGCACUGGGCUGAUUUGCUGCGGACCACUGGCUGCGAUCUAGACAUCGAAGAAGGCUUCUCCCUCACGCAGCUUCUGGAGAGUGGGAUCGCCAGUCAUCUCCAGACGAUAGAAGAGAAGAGUGAAUUGGCUCAGAAGGAAUUUACGCUGAAGAGUUCCCUUGUGAAGAUGAAGUUUGAGUGGAAAGCGAUGCAGAUUCAGCUUAUUCCCUUCAGAGACACAAAAACGUGCGUCAUGAAAGGCUUCGACGUGGUCCAAGCACUGCUCGAGGACCACCUCGUGCGCACACAGACAAUGCGCGGCUCUCGCUUCAUCCGAUGCAUUGACUACCAGAGCCGAGACUGGGAAACGAAACUGCUCGAGACGCAGCAGGCGCUCGACAGCCUGCAAGUCUGCCAGCGGUCCUGGAUGUAUCUGCAGCCGAUUUUCCAGAGCGCAGAUAUCUCGAAGCAAAUUCCACAAGAGGCGGGCCUGUUCCGCGAGGUCGAUGCGCUGUGGCGGCGCACCAUCGCCCAGGCGGAGGAGACGCCGGGCGUCCUGGACAUUGUCGAAUUCGACAAUCUUCACCACGACCUCACACAGGCCAACGCGAAGCUCGCACAAAUCAUGAGAGGCCUCAACGACUUCCUGGAGACAAAACGCCUGGCGUUCCCCAGGUUCUUCUUCCUCUCAAACGAGGAGCUUCUGGCUGUUCUCUCGCAAACCAAAGACCUGUCGCCUGUUCAAAUGCACUUGAACAAAUGCUUCGAGGGCAUUCAUAGGGUUGCGUUCGGCGAAAACGGGACCGUAAUCAACGCCAUACAAAGUGCCGAAGGCGAAGAGAUUCCUCUAGCGCGCCCGGUUGCUCUCAUCGACGGAACCCGAUUCGUCGGGGCUGAAUACUGGCUUGGAGAGGUGGAGAGCUCCGUUGGCGACAGUCUCCGAGGUAUAAUGGACGCAGCGAUGAAAGAUUACCCGAUACGGCCCAGAACCGAAUGGUGUUUAUCCUGGCCAGGGCAAGUUGCCCUAACGGCCAGUCAGAUUUUCUGGACUUCAGAGGUCGCUGCCGCGAUCAGCGACGCUCAACUUCCGGGCUACCUGGACAAGUGCAACGAUCAGCUUCAAGGGCUCGUUCGUCUCGUCCGGGGAAGCCUCACGAAACUGAAUCGGCUGACGGUGACGACGCUCCUGACCAUCGACGUGCACGCGCGGGACGUCGUUGAGGAGCUGAAAAAGGAAAACACAUCUUCCCUUUCAGAUUUCGAGUGGAUCGCGCAACUGCGUUUGUCGUGGCAGCUGCCUGGAAGCGUCACGCUGUUGACAGGCAAGAGAAAUACAAACCCAGAGAUUCAGUUGAGCAUGAUAAAUGCGCGGAUUUUCUACGGCUUUGAAUACUUGGGAAACACCGAAAGACUCGUCAUCACGCCGCUGACGGAUCGGUGCUACCGAACGCUAAUCGGCGCCUUCCACUUGCAGUACGGCGGCGCGCCUGAAGGCCCCGCGGGAACAGGAAAGACAGAGACAACCAAGGAUCUCGCCAAAGCUGCUGGCAUGCAGUGUCUUGUUUUCAACUGCUCCGAUGGGCUCGACUACGUGUCGAUCGGGCGAUUCUUCAAGGGCCUCGUUUCCUCCGGCGCCUGGUGUUGCUUCGACGAAUUCAACCGAAUUGAUGUCGAAGUCCUCUCCGUCAUUGCGCAGCAAGUACACGCAAUACAGCAGGCGAUUCGGAACCAAGUGAAAGUCUUCUUGUUUGAGGGAACGGACGUCAAACUCGUGCCGUCUUGCGCCAUCAACAUAACCAUGAAUCCGGGUUAUGCUGGACGAUCGGACCUCCCGGACAACCUCAAAGCUCUCUUCCGACCUUGUGCAAUGAUGAUCCCUGACUCGUCUUUGAUUGCGGAAGUCGUGCUCUACUCCUACGGAUUUGCAGAUGCGCGAAAUGUCGCUCGAAAGGCGCUGGCCUGCCUCCGUCUGUCGUCGGAGCAGCUGUCUUCACAAGAUCACUACGACUUCGGCAUGCGCGCUCUCAAGGCGAUUCUGACUGCUGCUGGGCAUUUGAAACGAACGUUUGGUUCAAAAUUUGAAGAAGACGAACUGGCCUUGUACGCUCUGGAACAAGUCAGCGUUCCAAAGUUCACACCCAGCGACACGCAGCUGUUUCGCGGAAUUGUCUCCGACCUUUUUCCUGGCGUGAAGGCGGCCUCGGAAGACUACGGUCUUCUUCUCUCGCAUCUCGAGCACGUUGCGAGGCAGCAGAGGCUCCAGCCCACAGAGGCGUUUCUCGCGAAGUGCAUUCAACUGUGGGACACCAUUAAAGUGCGGCACGGCCUCAUGCUGGUGGGCGCCACGCUGACGGGGAAAACUGCGGUGCUUGAGUGCCUUGCGGCGGCGCUGGAAUCCGCGAGCGAGGGGCCGGAACCAUGUGCAGCAGGCGAAAGCGAAGAGGCGGCGGACCAGGGGAGACGAAAGCAGACGGAGAGGAAAAGAGGAGAGAGGCAAGGCGAUGAGGAGGGAAACUGUUCGGAUUCAGAGGAGGCGCGAGACGAGGACGAAGAGGAAGAAACAGGAAACGAAGAAGACAGAAAAGGGAAAGGCGCAGGACCAGGAGAUCAGGAGGCAGGCCUGCAGGAGGAACAGGGAGGCCGUCGACGAGGAAGUGGAGAUGGAACCACAGAUCAGAGGAGGCGUGUCACUGGACCACACGAAUACAUGCCGUGUAAACUGUACAAGAUCAGUCCGAAGAGUGUGUCGCAGGGACAGCUGUACGGAAAAUAUGAUGAAAAUACACAGGAAUGGACAGACGGCGUUCUGGCGAUCGCCAUUCGGACCGCCUCGGGCGAAAGCGAGAUCCCCGCGAGACAGUGGAUUGUUCUCGACGGACCCGUGGAUGCGGUUUGGAUCGAGAACAUGAACACGGUCCUCGACGACAACAAGAAGCUCUGCCUCACGAGCGGAGAGAUCAUUAAGCUCUCAGCGCUGACGACGAUGAUUUUUGAAGUCGAAGACCUCUCCUCGGCGUCUCCUGCCACUGUUUCUCGUUGCGGCAUGGUCUACCUCGAUCAAACGCAUUGUACAUGGGAACCCAUGGUGACUUCUUGGAUCGAGAAACAGAAGCACAAGACAGAAAACAAGUCUCUUCCUUCCUCUAUAGACGACACUGAAACGGGAUGGACGCUCACAGAUCUCUUUCUACAAGCUGUGCCUGUCUUCCUUCAAUUCCUCAAGGUCCACUGUACAACGCCUGUCGCAGUGUCAGAUAACUGGCUGGCUUCCAUGAGUGAUAAAGACCGGGUGUACAUGCGCGACAACCUGUUUUUCUUUGCACUCAUUUGGUCCUUUGGAGCCUGUGUUGACGAAUCGAGUCGGCCCCUGUUUGAUGCGUUUUUCCGGCGCUGGCUUGCCGGCGCACCUCAGCUUCUUUCGGACUUCCAUUUGAUCACCAAAGGCCACGUCUAUCAGCCCCGCCCUCAGCGGCACGGCCUGUCCGAGCACGCGUCGGUUUUCGACGUUUUCUUCGACAAGAAAGCGAUGAAGUGGUUGUCUUUCAGUCUCCUCGUGCCUUCGCUUUCUUCGAUUCCCAGCCAUGCACAGACGUACACGCUGGUGGUCCCCACGCCCGAUACAGCUCGCAAUAAGCUGUUUCUGCAGACGUUUGCUCUUCACGGAGUACAUGCGCUUCUCGUAGGCGCAACGGGAACCGGGAAGACGACGUGCAUAUCUGCGCAGCUUAAAGACCAUUCGACGUUCAAUCGCGAACUCUACACCUCCCUCUCUCUGUGUUUUUCGGCGAAAACGACAGCGAAUGAAGUUCAAGACGUGAUCGACAGUCGCGUGGAUCGAACGCGGAAGACGGGGGUUUUCGCUCCGUCCCUCGGCCGCAAGUGCUUGGUUUUUCUGGACGACUUGAACCUCCCUGCAAAAGAAGUUUAUGGGGCACAACCGGUUAUUGAGUUGCUCCGGCAGUGGCACAGUAUGGGUGGUUGGUACAACAGGAAAACGUGGCAGUUCCGCCAGAUCGAAAACAUCCAGUUUCUCGCCGCCAUGGGAAUUCCUGGCGGGAGUCGCCAGCAUCUGACGCCGCGUUACCUUCGGCAUUUCAAUCUGCUGUAUCUUCCGCCCUUUUCGCGCACGUCCUUGGUGAUGAUUUUUGACUCGAUUCUCUCGUGGAAGUUCCGGGGGUUCGCAACCGAGCUUCAGACGCACGCAACAAAGCUGCUCGAGUCGACGAUAGAGGUCUACGGCGCGAUUUGCAGCGCCCUGCCUCCGACGCCUUCUCGAUCGCAUUACACCUUCAACUUACGGGACUUGGCCCGAGUUGUCGAGGGUCUAUGUUAUUGUACGAAAGACUCCUUCCGCUCCUCCGACGACUUGUCCCGUUGCUGGUUCCACGAGUUCCAGCGCGUCUUCUCGGACCGUCUCGUCUGUCGCGAAGACAAAGCGAAAGUUUUCGCGCUCCUGUCCGGGGUGCUCGAGACGAAAUGCAAACGGAAAUACCGCGAACUUGUCGACGCCUCCACUCCCCUGCUCUUUUGCGACUUCGUAAACCCCAAACAGCCCUACUACCAGCAAGUGACGCUCGAGAACCUUCGCGCUGUGGCCCAGAGCACGCUCGCAGAGUACAAUGCGCUCUACCUCAAGUCGCCGAUGAAUCUCGUUUUCUUCGCGCAAGCACUGAAACACCUCACGCGCGUCGUUCGCAUUCUCCAGCAACCCAAGGGAAACGGUCUCCUCGUCGGGUUCGGAGGCUCGGGGCGAAAGAGCCUCACGCGCCUCGCCACCUUUCUCGUUGGAUUCGAAACGACCUCGGUGGAGGUUACGCGGUCUUACGGUCUUGCUGAUUGGCGUGAAGACGUCAAAACCAUUCUCGUCAAAGCCGGCGGCCACGGAAAGCCGCUCACGUUCCUCCUCUCGGACUCGCAACUCGCCAACGACGCCUUCCUCGAUGAUGUCGCCAACCUGCUCAAUACCGGAGAGAUCCCAAACCUAUUCUCGACCGAAGAUAAAAUUGGAAUCUUUGACCUGUUAAGUCGCGGCUCUGCGGGUUCGCCCUCCUCUUCCGCUUCGUCUCCGCAAGCGACGGUCGCUGCGUCGGACGGCCAGAGUUCCGGAGACUUGUUCGAGCACUUUGUGAGUAACUGUCGCCAGAAUCUCCACAUUAUGCUCUUCUUCUCGCCGAGCGGGGAGAACCUGCGUCACAAAAUUCGUCUGUUUCCGGCCCUCGUGAACUGCUGCGCGAUCAAUUGGUUUUCGCAGUGGAGUGAGCAUUCCCUGGAGGCUGUCGCCCGUGAGGAACUGCGACCGCUUCGUUUGGGGAGUCUGUUAACCGCCCGGGGAGACACAACGACGCGCGGCAAAACAUUGAGCGCAAACGCUGCCGAAGACCCCGACGCGGAAGGGGAAACUGACGCGGGCGGUGCGGGGACAGCGAUCGAUGGAAAAGCGGGGUACUUGCAGGCGGAAGGCGCGACGGGCGAAAGGACGGAAGAGGGAGAUGUCGAAAACGGGGAAGGCCGCGAGAGCGGAAUUGAGAACAGGGGACCGGGUGAAACGACAGGCAGCGUAGAAGAAGAUGCGGACGUUCCUGAUAGUGCAUCGCAGUUAUGCUCGAUUUUCGCGUGUAUGCAACUGGACGUCAAUGAAGUGACAAACCAAUAUCGGCAAGAACUCCGGCGCCACUACUACAUCACGCCACGGUCGUACAUUGAGUUCCUAAAGCUGUUUUCCCACCUGAGUGUAGCGAAGCGUGAGGAACUGAAUCGCCAGGUCGAUCAGUACCGCCUCGGCCUGGAAAAAAUACAUUCGACUUCCAAACAAGUUGAAAAAAUACAAGGGGAACUGGAAUGCCUCAGACCGCAGCUGAUCAAAGCCUCACAAGACACAGCCGAGCUCAUGGUCAACAUCGCCAAAAUGCAGGAGAGCGCUGCGCUCACAAAGGCCACCGUCGAAGUCGAAGAGGCGCAGUGUAAAACUCAGGCAGACGCUGCAGCGGAGGUGAAGGAGCAAUGCAAAACCGAACUCGACACCGCCAUGCCUGCCCUAACGUCUGCUAUUGAAGCGUUGAAAAAACUCUCGAAAUCAGACAUCACUGAGUUGAACUCGAUGAAAACUCCCCCCGCCGGCGUGGUCAAAGUCGUCGAGGCGCUGUGCAAGAUGUUUGGCAUUAAGCCGUCGAAAGUGAAGAGCGCCGACAGUAUGCGCAAGGCGGAUGACUACUGGACUGCUUCAAAGAAGCACUUGCUGAGCGACACCAAGUUUCUCCAGCGGCUGUUCACCUACGACAAGGACCACAUCCCCGUCGAAGUCAUGAACGAAAUUUUGCCUUACCAAACCGACCCGGAUUUUGAUCCAGACGUCAUUAAAAAGGCCUCAGUGGCGGCCACGAGUCUGUGCAAGUGGGUCCGCGCAAUUAUCGUCUAUGAUCAGGUGGCGAAAGUUGUCGGACCCAAACAGAAAAAUCUGGAGAAGGCCGAGGCCGAGUUGGCCGUCGCCGCCGAGAAACUCGACGAGAAGAAACGGGAGUUGAAAGCUGUCGAGGAACUCCUCGGACGCUUGCUCGCAGAGCACAAGGCGGCCGAGAGCGAAAAGGAGGAACUCAAAAACCAGUUCGCCGAAUGCUCCCUCAGGCUGCAAGUCGCCGAGAGACUGAUCAAUGACUUGGCAGGAGAAAACACCAGAUGGAACGCUUCUUUCCAUGAACUCCGCGUUCGCAUUCAGACGCUUCUCGGCGAGUUGCUGGUGACCUCCGCGGUAAUUGCGUACUCGGGCGUUUUCCCCGCGGAUUAUCGUCAGCGGUGUUUAGCCAAGUGGCGAGAAACACUGGCGAAGCACGGCGUGGCGCUAAAUGGGCCGUUUGACAUGCAGAGGGCUGUGGGCGACUCGCUCCAAAUCCAGACGUGGAUCGUCAACAUGCUUCCACACGAUUCGCUGUCGAUCGAAAACGCCCUUAUUCUCUCGCUCUCGACGCGCUGGCCGAUGCUCAUCGAUCCGCAAAACCAAGCGACGCGGUGGCUUAAAAAGACUUACCCUGACAUGAUUGUUCUUCGAGCAUCCGGAGAUGCCUAUUUCCGAUCCCUGCAGAUCGCCGUAGAGAUGGGGAGUCGAGUCCUGAUCGAACACUGCAGCGAAGAACUAGAUCCGUCCCUCGACGCGCUUCUUUCGCGUGCUGUGUUCAAGGCGGGCAACAUCGACAUGAUUCGUCUUCGAGACACGACUGUCGAGUAUUCCAAGUCCUUUCACCUCUCCCUGUCCACUCUUCUCGGCAACCCCCACUUCUCUCCAGAGAUCUGUGCACAGCUUACCAUGCUAAAUUUCUCUGUCACUCCGGAAGGACUCGAAGAUCAGCUUCUUGGAGUUCUCGUGACUCUCGAACAACCCGCAAUCGAGGCGAAGAGGCAAGCGCUCAUUGUUGAGAGUGCCUCGAGUAAAAAACAGUUGCAGGCUCUAGAGGAAAAGAUACUCCACCUGCUAUCCAAUGCUAAGGGUGACAUUCUUGAUGAUCGUGAAUUGAUUGGAACCCUGAGCAGUUCGAAAGCAGCUUCACAAGCUAUCGAAGAUCGAGUGGCGGAACAGAAGAAAACCGUAGAAAUCGUAGAAUCGACGCGAGCGAUCUACCGCCCGGUGGCCUUUCGGACAGCGCGUCUCUUCUUUGUCGUUGCUGAUUUGGCCAGCAUCGACAGAAUGUAUCAUUUCAGUGUCGAGUGGUUUCUUGCCAUCUUCGUCGAAGCUAUCGAGACCGAAGACCCCGACGACAUGCAAAUGCAUCUGGAAGAAAUCGACCGUCAGUUUCUUUCUCUUCUCUACGAGAACGUGUGUCGCUCGCUCUUCGAGAAAGACAAACUUCUGUUUCCUCUGCUCCUGGCGUUGACGUCAAUGCGAGUGGACGGCGAGCUCGACACGGACCAACUGCAACUUCUCCUUCGGGGCGGCAUUACCGGCCGGGAAAUUUCUGCUUCAAAGCCCGCAGGCGCUGAAGUCUGGCUAAGUGACUUGGCGUGGACGCGACUCGUGGAGCUCCAGGAGAACGCGCAGGAAGGCGAUUUGUUUUCCAGCUUUCUGGAUGUCUUUCAAGACAGCCUAGACGAUUGGAAACGGGUCUUCGACAGCGAAGAGCCUCUCGAAGCCCCGUGGCCCGACGACCUGGAUCAAAGCGCGACGGAACUGGAAAAGUGUUUGUUGAUCCAAGCGUUGCGCCCCGACUGCCUGGUUAAGGCCAUGCGAAACUUAGUUGAAGACAAACUCGGCGCCUUCUUUCUCGACCCGCCUGCCUUUGAUCUCUCGCUCUCCUACAAGCUGUCGACGCCGGCGCGGCCUCUCGUCUUCGCCCUGUCUGCUGGUGCGGACCCAAUGAACGUCAUUCUGAAACUGGCGGAGACGAACAAAAUGGCAAAGAGACUCGUGACACUGAGCUUGGGGCAGGGCCAAGGCCCCAAGGCGAUCGCAGCCAUUGAAACCGCAACGAGUGCCGGGGCUUGGAUUCUUCUUCAGAACUGUCACCUCGGGGCCAGCUUUCUUCCUCAGCUGGAACGCAUCGUCGAGGAUCUGCCUCUGAAAGACAGUCAUCCCGACUUCCGUCUCUUCCUUACAUCCGCGCCCUCGCCACACUUCCCGGAAUCGGUGCUCUUGAAUAGCGUGAAGGUGACGAACGAGCCUCCACGAGGUCUUCGCCAGAACCUGCUGCGCUCGUAUCUCGGCUUCGACGAAACGUUCCUCGAGGACCAUCCCAACCCGGCGGCGUGGAAAAAUGUGCUUUUUGCUCUGUGUUUUUUUCACGCGAUGCUCCUGGAGAGACGGAAGUUUGGGCAUCUGGGUUGGAACGUGCCGUACGAAUUCUCGCACAGUGACAUGCAGAUUUCCAUUCAGCAGCUGAGGCACUUCGUGGGGGCGUUUGAUCAGAUUCCGUGGAAAACCCUCAAGUACCUUGCAGCGGAAACGAACUACGGAGGACGAAUCACCGACCCUUGGGACAGACGCCUGAUCAACUACCUUAUCGACGACGUCUACACUCCAGGGAUCCUGCAAGAAGGCUCUUGUCUCUGCGCGUCGGAGGGAAUUAUGGUGCCUCCCGCAACGUGUACAUAUGACGAGUAUUUACGCUUCAUACGCGAAUUGCCGACGGAGGAAAGUCCUGAAGUUUACACACUCCAUAUGAAUGCAAAUAUGUCCGUGGCGAUUUCGGAGGCGAACUUCAUUCUUGACGCAGUUCUGUCUCUCCUGCCUCGCACGGCAUCUGGGAAUUCGGCAUCGGGAAGUUCUUCGACACGUGCCUCUUUGGUUGCUCAAAAGAUUCAGGAUCAAUUGCCGGAUAUCUUUGAUAUUGCUGCUGUUGAGCAGAAAUAUCCAAUUCGAUAUGAGGAGAUCUUCAAUACAGUGCUUAUUCAGGAACUUAGUCGAUACAAUCGACUUCUAACAGUUAUAAAGACACACUUGAAAGCGUUGCAGGAUGCAGAAAAAGGCCUCGUUCUCCUGACUCCAGAGCUCGAAGACAUGGGCAACAGUUUGUCGGAUAAUCGGGUUCCAGGCGUGUUUUCACGUUUCGCCUAUCCUUCGAUGAAGCCGUUGAGUUCCUGGAUAAAAGACCUAAUCCAGCGUGCGCAGUUUUUUCGGCGCUGGAUUGACGAAGGCCCUCCCACGUCGUUCUGGUUGCCCGCGUUUUUCUUCACGCAGUCCUUUCUGACGGCAAUCCUUCAGCGUUUCUCCAGGCACGCGCACGUGCCGAUCGACGAGGUUUCCCUCGAUUUUGAAGUGCUUCCACCCUCGACAAAAUCCGAGGACACGCGACAGGCGCCUUCGACAGGGUGUUACGUUUACGGAUUGUAUUUGGAAGGCGCACGAUGGGACGACGAAGAAACAGUAGUCGCCGAAGCUCAUCCGGGUAUUCUCUUCUGCGAGAUGCCCAUGAUUUGGAUCGAGCCGUGCGAGGCGUCUCGGCCGAGAAAGUGUCAGGAUAUCUACGAAUGCCCCGUCUAUAAAACAGCUGCACGCGCAGGAACAUUGUCGACUACGGGGCACUCGACAAACUACGUGCUAACCGUUCGACUUCCCAUCAAUCCUCAACAAAGUUCAGCCGCUUACUGGGCAAAGCGAGGUGUCGCCCUUUUGCUGCAGUUGAGCACAUAA